CAAGUCUUCGCUUUUUUGCUUCAAAAGACUUUGGAACUCCUUAAACCAUUCAUUUCAAGCUAAUGUUUCAGAAAGCCAUAAUGAAUGGAUAAGCCAAAGUACUAAUCUUUGUUCACUUUCACUUUCCAUGAGUUUCAUCUUCUUCUUCUCAAGCUUAUGCUGCUGAGUUCUGGUGAGGUUCAUGUUCAUCAUCUUCCAUGAUUCUCAGCUCAAAAGGGUUACCCUUUAAUCCUUUAUGUAUGUAAACAUUUGAUUCUUCUUUGUCGCACAUCAGUUUAGUGCUAAAAAUUCAACCUUUUUCUGUUCUUACUUCUCAAUAUACUUGAUGUAUAUCAUCCAAAUUUUGUUUCUGGAUAGAAUCUGAGUUUUGUUGCUUGACUUGCAAGUGAUUCUGGUGCUGUUUUUGGGGGGAAACAGUGUUUUUUCUUUUUCACUCUGAGUAUUCCUUAUUUGUGCUUCAGCUAUUAGGAUGAUGAAUCUAUAAAGGGUCAAUUUUUUUCUUUUCUUUUACUUGUUUUGAUUAUUAAAUAAGGUGAAAGAAAAAUAUUCCGAUGAUUCAAGUGGAACCUGGUGUAGUUGGGGUUAUGGACAGUGCAAAUGAAGCAUCAUCAUCUUUAAGCUUUGUAUCAUCUCAUUUAUCAAAUGGUGGUUCAAGCAAUAACAUUGAGAAUGGUGGUGGGGGUAUUGAGAUUUUGAGCUUGAAGAAGCUAAGCACUAGCCUUGAGAAGUUGUUGAUUGAUGCUGAUUAUGAUUAUAGUGAUGCUGAGAUUCUUGUUGAAGGUAUCCCUGUGAGUGUUCAUAGGUGUGUAUUGGCUUCAAGAAGUCCUUUCUUUCAUGAACUUUUCAAGAAAGGGAAUGUUAGUAAUGGCGAGGGUACGGUUAAGGAAGGAGGAAAACCAAGGUAUCUUAUGUCUGAAUUGGUGCCUUAUGGGAAAGUUGGGCAUGAAUCCUUCCUGGUUUUCUUGCAUUAUUUAUAUACAGGGACCCUUAAGGCUUCACCACCAGAAGUAACAACAUGUGUUGAUGAAACAUGUGUCCACGAUGCUUGUCGCCCUGCAAUCGAUUAUGCUUUGGAGCUCAUGUAUGCCUCUGCCACUUUUCAGAUGAAAGAGCUUGUUUUGCUUUUUCAGCGGCGCCUUCUAAACUUUGUGGAGAAAGCUGUAGUGGAAGAUGUGAUUCCUGUUCUUAUGGCAGCCUUCCACUGUCAACUAAGCCAGCUUCGCUUGCAAUGCACUCAAAGAGUAGCAAGGUCUGAUCUUGACACCACAUCUUUGGAAAAGGAGUUCCCUCAGGAAGUUGUGGAGGAAAUCAAGUCGCUGCGAGCACAAUCUGUGCUGGAAUCCACACCUGCAGAAAUGGAAGUGGAGACUUUGAAUGAAAAGAGUAUCAGGAGAAUCCAUAAGGCAAUGGACUCGGAUGAUGUCGAGCUACUUAAUCUUCUUUUGAAUGAGUCUAAGGUCACUCUAGAUGAUGCUUAUGCACUUCACUAUGCAUGUGCCUAUAGUGAUUCUAAGGUUAUUCAAGAGGUUCUUAAUCUAGGCUUGGCUGAUAUUAACCUUAGAAAUCCCCGAGGAUAUACAGUUCUUCAUGUCGCUGCAAGGCGAAAGGAUCCAUCCAUUUUGGUAGCACUGCUGAAGAAAGGGGCCAAUGCAUCAGAUACUACUCCUGAUGGACAAACAGCUCUUGUGAUUUGUCAGAGGUUGACGCGGCGCAAGGAUUAUCAUGAGGAAACCGUGCAGUGCAAGGAAUCUAACAAAGACAGGCUCUGUGUUGAUGUUCUUGAGCGAGAAAUGAGAAGAAAUUUCAAGUGUGUGACUAUGUCUGAUUCAUCUGAGACAACUGCUGAUGAUUUGCAUAUGAAGCUGGAUUACUUUGAAAAUCGAGUUGCAUUUGCUAGGCUGUUGUUUCCUGCUGAGGCUAGAGUUGCCAUUGAGAAUGCUGAGGUGGAUUCAGCCUCGUUGGAUACAACAUCAUUGGCUUUGAAGCGUGCAGGUGCCAAUCGCGAAGUAGACCUGAAUGAAACUCCGGCUGUUCGAACCAAAAAGAUGCAACUAAGAUUGCAAUCCCUUCAAAAAACAGUUGAGAAUGGUAGGCGCUUCUUUCCCCAUUGCUCUGAGGUGCUUGACAAUUUCUUGGAGGACCUCAUACCAGAUGUUUUCUUCCUAGAGAAGGGCUCAGAAGAAGAGCAGCGAAUCAAGAAGGCGCGAUUCAUGGAGCUCAAAGACGAUGUCCAGAAGGCGUUUCACAUGGAUAUGGCCGAAAACAAACGCCAUUCUGGUUUGUCAUCGUCCUUGUCUUCCUCUUCUUCGUCGUCUCGCAAGGAAGGUGUUGGCCAUAGAGUGAGGAAAAAGUGAAAGUCCAUUGUCUAUGACCUCCUAAAAUGGUUGCUAUUGUUAAGACUAAGAAAGUUUUGGUCUCUUUUGUGGUAGUGUUUGCAAGGAUAGUAGCAUCUUGUAUUAUAUUUUGUCAAUAAGAUGCUAUGUUGUUAGA
Arachis stenosperma is the source of this 2490-nucleotide messenger RNA. RefSeq names its product BTB/POZ domain and ankyrin repeat-containing protein NPR1-like. The record is from RefSeq and is a predicted model, not a curated record. Gene Ontology annotation, molecular function: protein binding. The transcript has 4 exons. NCBI's taxonomy places the organism in Eukaryota, Viridiplantae, Streptophyta, Magnoliopsida, Fabales, Fabaceae. Gene Ontology annotation, cellular component: nucleus. Gene Ontology annotation, biological process: systemic acquired resistance, salicylic acid mediated signaling pathway; defense response to fungus; regulation of jasmonic acid mediated signaling pathway. The coding region runs from base 552 to 2354 and encodes 600 amino acids.